AUGACUUCUCCAAUCACCUUCCUAUAUGAACCCUUCUCUGGAAACGCUGUGACGCAGACCUAUGACGCAGAUUUAAAGUGCCCUAAAUGUGGUGCCUUUUAUACGAUAAAUUGUCCACUGCGAGAACAGAACAUCUGGUCGUGUUUAUUCUGCAAUCGACUCAACCGAAAAGCUAGACCCUCGCUAGUGUCAUCAAACACCUACACACUAUCUUUUGUGAAGCAAAAAACGUUCGAGAGAAGAACAAUUAUAAUUAUUGACACUAUCUGCGGCUCCCAUGAACUGGAUCAUUUAGUUUCCACGCUAUGUAAUAGUUCCAUCACAAACGAACAGGAGCUAUUGUCAUUGGUUAGUAUUCAUCAGUCAGGCCAUGUUAUUUUACACAACGGUGCGAGUCCCAAACAUAAUGCUGUGUUUUCAAUAGAUGAAUUUAUGACCAGAUAUAAUCUUGAUAAACUAAAUACCAGUUACUUCGAGAAAAAAAUGAAAGAGGGCAAACAAGAAUUAUACUGGUUUAAUGGAUCUGCUCACCGCUCUUUAAAAAAAUUGAUAAAGGAAAUUUGCACAACUGCAGGCAAAGCCAAAAUAAGUUCCAAAAGGGGCAAACGUUGUACCGGAUUAGCGUUAUUAGUUUCGUCGAUCCUGGCAUCUCAUUGCAAUUUUUCAGGUUACUGCCAUAUAGUUUCAUUUCUGAGUGGUCCAUGUACAAAAGGUGGUGGUAAAGUCGUGCCAAGGAAACGUGGCGAAAACAUAAGACAAAACCACCACUUUGAAUCUGAAAAUCCACAACUGCAACUGUCCAAAAGUUCGCGAAAGUUUUAUUGGAGAAUGUUUGAGAAAUUUGGAAAGCAAAAUUUAAUCUAUGAGUUCUUUAUAGGUUCACUGGAUCAAAUCGGCAUACUGGAAAUGGACCCAUUAAUAAACUCGUCAAUGGCAAUUUCUCAGUUUGAUUCCUUCGAUGAUGAAAGAUUCGAAAGAUCUUUUCAAAAAUACUUGGGGUUGCGUAACUACAAUGCCGUUUAUAACUGCCAAUCAAAGGUAAUAACGGCAAAGAAAACAUUUAUUGUAAAUGACAUUCUCAAAUAUAGCCUCAACCCUAAAUAUCUUUCUCUACCCGUGGAAUUAUCACUAGAUCGCACUUCAACUGAAGUCCCCAUGCAGUUUCAAACUACUUAUGAAAACCAAAGCGAGAAGUAUGUGAGAAUUGAAACUUUGUUACUCCCGAUGGCCAAUAAUUCAUUCUGGAUUCAAAAUGAAAUUGCAUUCUCAAUGAAAAGAAUGGCUUCACAUAUAAUCCAUCGUUUCACUUACUCAUCCAAGCAUGCUAAUGAUUUGAUGAAGGAAUCGUUCAUAUUAUCGAAUCAAAUCCGGGAAAUAAACAUAGACAGGGCCAAGCUUAUAGAGUGGUAUUAUUAUGUAUAUAAGUCACCAAUACUAUCGGUCAGGAACACCUCGCCCGAUGAAAGAUACUUCUUUCUUCAUCAAAUAGUAAACACUAAUAAAGACACAUGCCUUUCUUUAUGUAAACCAUUUCUUUGGUGCUACAAUGGCAUAAAACACGACUGGAUCGUAUCGGAUAUCCCGCUGACAAGAUCUCAGGUACUUAAAGAUGAUGAAACGACCUUUUGUAUUGAUGGUGGCUCAUACUUUAUUUUAAGGAUGGGGAAGCUUUUCCAAAAGGAAGGUCGCGAUUUCUGUUGCAAACUUUUAAAUGAUUUACAGAGGUUUCCUCAACCAUUAUAUAUCGAAACCAAAAUUGGUGCUAGUCAAGACCGGUUCUUGAAAAGUAAAAUCAUUCCUUUGGAUGCUAAUGACAAGAAACUUCUUGGUACAGAGGACAUGUCAUUCCAAGAGUUUUUCAACUUAGUGACCGAGUCCAAUAGAGGUAGAUAA
Molecule: messenger RNA, 1893 nt
Organism: Saccharomyces mikatae IFO 1815
Lineage: Eukaryota; Fungi; Ascomycota; Saccharomycetes; Saccharomycetales; Saccharomycetaceae
Gene: NEL1
Product: GTPase-activating protein NEL1
Exons: 1
Coding region: 1-1893 (630 amino acids)
Biological process (GO): endoplasmic reticulum to Golgi vesicle-mediated transport; intracellular protein transport; COPII-coated vesicle cargo loading
Cellular component (GO): endoplasmic reticulum exit site; COPII vesicle coat
Molecular function (GO): GTPase activator activity
Source: RefSeq, a predicted model, not a curated record